GUUGCUUUCAUACUUUCCUUUGUAGUUUCAUAUUUGGCAGUUGCAUUUACUUUGAUGCAACUGUAGCCUACAUUUUAAUGCGUACACCUUGGCAAAGAAUUGACAUGCACAUGACGUGACAAAAGCUGUAGAUUAACUGGAGAUGGAACAGAAUGGUGUACAGAGCAAGGUGUAAAGUGCAGAGUCGAGGUUGCGGGACUCGCGUAUUAAAGACGUAGCGGGGGCAGGCAAUGCCCAUGCCCCAUGCACAUUUAAUGCUGACAGAAAUCGCAAAUUAUUUCGGAAAGGGAAAAAGGGGAAUGAGAAACAUUUUCAGGCGGCGAAGUCCGCGGAGCGGGCCCAUUAAAGUCACGCAGAUUUCGGAAUCGUUCGCCGCCUGAUACGGUCGACUUCAAACAGGAAGUGACUGCGAUUGCGGGGUUCGGUUUCAACUCCGAGAGAGAAAAGAGGUUCUAGUGUUUCACUCUUCAUUCACUGUGAUGCACUCACAUGGUAUACCACUCUAAUCCUUAAAUAAGUGAUGAGCACACGGGAUUAAAUGCAAGCCUUUCCCAUAUAGCUAACCCUUUUCAAUAGAUAGGCUAGGCAGCCCACUCACUCCCCAGCCUUACUCGUUUAGGAAAUUAAGAUACUUAUACGUGCGAUGCCGGCAAGCAUUAUUCAAGCAUGACUUGAGACUUUCGCAUCCCAUUUUAGCGUUAUCAAAUGAUCCCUCGCUGACGCAAUCUCCUUCAAUGUAGUAGGAUUUUUCUAAUGAGAACUGCGUUGUUCUUUUGCCACUUUAAAAGUCUUCAAAAUCUACCCCAAUUUCACCGCAGGCGGUCCAAUUGCAGUAAAAAUAGCAGAUGCUCCGUUUCUGCACUGCAACGACUACGUUGGACACUUUCAUAGCGCGCAAGAAGCUAGAAGGGUGGGUGAGAGAGGACUGGAAAUAAGAAUAUGGUUACGGAUAGUGCAAAACUUUCUGUCCUCCGUGUGGGAUGUGCACUUAAUGGUUAAACUCGUGACGGCGCUGUCGGUCGCCCUCUAGCGAUUGUUAUGUUUUCGCUUUUGCGAUGUGCGGCAGAAAUAAGAGAGCGACUGUCUCGCAUUAACUCUCCCACACCAGCCCGCAACGCAAACCAGUGCUGAGCCAGCCAGCCCCGUUUGAAGAAAGCCAGGCAAGACGUCCUAGCGCCCUGGCGUCCGUGCCGUUGUGAAAGGAUAGCCUAGUUCACACCGAGGAGAGGAAGAACCUCUCAGUGCCUGAUCAAACACGCAGACAAAGGGGAGUGUCAGGUCCGUUCGGCAGAGAGGACACCUCGGUUUCGCCGCAGCGUUGGAGCGGUCCUGUCCUGUGAGAUGGUUUUGAGCACCUGGGAGAAAACGGGUCUUUGACGUCAUAAGAAGGUUCACCUGCCGCAUUCUGAUUGGCUGCCGUCAAAGGGGGGCUCCCCAAGAAUCUGAACGUCCGACCGAGGAUUGCCAGGAACCGGCCAACGGAAUGAUUCGGGGAUGAGCUGUCGGGAGGAAGCCACGCCCACCAGUCCGUUUGACCUCCACUUCGACCUUCUGGGGCCGCCCCCUCCCCCGCCCCGGCCACCUGUUCCACCUGCCUGCUGACCUCGCCCAAAAACCUAGAACGUCACUGUGGGUGGGCGGGAAAGGGCGGGGCGGGGUGGGGGGUGGGGGGAAGGGUGCGUGCGCCCUCUGAUUGGGCAGCUGCCCAGGCCGAUGGUUUCCCCUGACGACGCCACACCCACCAGCCCUUUGCCAUGGUGACAUGAAGGACGCGUCACGCGGGAGAGCCUACCUUUAAGCCUUUUUUUCUUUUUUCCUUUUUUUUUUCUUUUUUCUUUUUUCUUUUUGUGUCGUUCUAACCGCUGCUGCUGCUGCCGUCGUCGUUCCAUUUCGGACCAGGAGGGGGCGCGUCCAGCUCUCUUUUUGUGUGUGUGUGUGCGUGGGGGCGGGUGGGGGGGAGGGGAGGGGGCGGGACUAUGCUCUGCUGCGGACGCCUGCGGCGGCCUUUCCGCCAGCUCACCCUCCAGACCAGCCUGCUCCUCCUCUUCCUCUUCUGCAUGGUCAGCGUCUUCGUCUCCGCCUACUUCCUGUACGGCGUCCGGCGGGAGCUGGAGCCGGCGGGCGGGGGCGGCGGCGGGGGGGCGGAGGGCCUCUCGGCGGACUGCGACGACCCCCGGGCCACGCCCCCGCGCCUGUUCCCGCUGAAGACGCUGCGCCCCGCGGACUCGUCCCGCACGGACCCCGUGGUGCUGGUGUUCGUGGAGAGCCUCUACUCGCAGCUGGGCCAGGAGAUCGUGGCCAUCCUGGAGUCCAGCCGCUUCCGCUACCGCACCGAGAUCUCGCCGGGCAAGGGCGACAUGCCCACGCUCACCGACAAGGACCGCGGCCGCUUCGCGCUGGUCGUCUACGAGAACAUCCUCAAGUACGUCAACCUGGACGCCUGGAACCGCGAGCUGCUGGACAAGUACUGCGUGGAGUACGGCGUGGGCAUCAUGGGCUUCUUCAAGGCCAAUGAGAACAGCCUCCUGAGCGCCCAGCUGAAGGGCUUCCCCCUCUUCCUCCACUCCAACCUGGGCCUGAAGGACUGCAGCGUCAACCCCAAGUCGCCGCUCCUCUUCAUCACCAAGGCCCGGGCGGUGGAGCGGGGCCCGUUGCCGGGCGACGACUGGACCGUGUUCCAGUCCAACCACUCCACCUACGAGCCGGUGCUGCUGGCCAAGACCAAGUCGGCGGAGAGCGUGCCGCAGCUGGGCGCGGGCGGGGCGGCGCUGCACACGUCCGUGGUGCAGGACCUGGGCCUCCACGACGGCAUCCAGCGCGUGCUCUUCGGCAACAACCUCAACUUCUGGCUGCACAAGCUGGUCUUCGUGGACGCCGUGUCCUUCCUCACGGGCAAGCGCCUCUCGCUCUCGCUCGACCGCUACCUGCUGGUGGACAUCGACGACAUCUUCGUGGGCAAGGAGGGCACGCGCAUGAAGGUGCCCGACGUCAAGGCGCUGCUAGAGACGCAGAAUCACCUCAGAACCUACGUCCCCAACUUCACCUUCAACCUGGGCUUUUCCGGAAAGUUCUUCCACGCGGGUACAGAUGAGGAGGACCUGGGGGACGACCUCCUGCUCUCCUAUGUGAAGGAGUUCUGGUGGUUCCCCCACAUGUGGAGCCACAUGCAGCCUCACCUCUUCCACAACCAGACGGUGCUGGCCGAUCAGAUGCUCCUCAACCGCCGUUUCGCCGCGGAACACGGGAUCCCCACCAACAUGGGGUACGCUGUGGCACCCCACCAUUCUGGGGUGUACCCGGUGCAUGUGCAGCUGUACGAUGCCUGGAAAAAGGUUUGGGGGAUCAAGGUGACCAGCACAGAGGAGUACCCCCACCUCAAGCCCGCCCGAUUUCGUCGGGGUUUCAUCCACAGUGGAAUCAGCGUCUUGCCCAGACAGACGUGUGGACUCUUCACUCACACCAUCUUCUAUAAGGAGUACCCCGGAGGCCCGAAGGAGCUGGACAAACUAAUAAACGGAGGAGAACUCUUCCUCACGGUCCUCCUAAACCCUAUCAGCGUGUUCAUGACGCACCUGUCCAACUACGGGAACGACCGGCUGGGCCUGCUCACCUUCCGCAACCUGGUGCGCUUCCUGCAGUCCUGGACCAACCUGAGGCUGCAGACCCUCCCCCCGGCUCAGCUGGCCCAGCGCUACUUCCAGAUCUUUCCGGAGGAGAGAGACCCGCUCUGGCAGGACCCCUGCGAGGACAAAAGGCACAAGGACAUCUGGUCAAAGGAGAAAACGUGCGACCGGUUCCCCAAGCUCCUCAUCAUCGGACCUCAGAAGACAGGUACCACAGCCCUCUACCUCUUUUUGGGGAUGCACCCAGACCUGACCAGUAACUACCCGAGCAAAGAGACCUUCGAGGAGAUCCAGUUCUUUAACGGCCACAACUACCACAAGGGCAUCGACUGGUACAUGGAGUACUUCCCUCUACCCUCCAACACUAGCUCGGACUUCUACUUCGAGAAAAGCGCCAACUACUUUGACUCGGAGGUGGCGGCGCGACGGGCCGCGGCACUUCUGCCCAAAGCCAAAAUCAUCACCAUCCUGAUCAAUCCCGCCGACCGGGCUUACUCCUGGUACCAGCACCAGCGUGCCCAUGACGACCCCGUGGCGCUGAAGUACACCUUCCACGAGGUGAUCACCGCCGCCCACGACGCCCCCGUCAAGCUGCGGGUCCUGCAGAACCGCUGCCUCGUCCCGGGCUGGUACGCCACGCACCUGGAGCACUGGCUCAGCCACUACCUCCCCAGUCAGCUUCUCGUUCUGGACGGGCAGAUGCUCAGGACCGAACCGGCUGCGGUCAUGGACAAGAUCCAGAAGUUUCUGGGCCUGGCGAACACCGUGAACUAUCACAAGAUCUUGGCGUUCGAUCCCAAGAAAGGCUUCUGGUGCCAGCUUCUGGAAGGUGGGAAAACCAAGUGUCUGGGAAAGAGCAAGGGCAGGAAGUAUCCGGAGAUGGACUCGGAUUCGCGCGCGUUCCUGAGGGAGCACUACGGGGAUCAUAACGUGGAGCUCUCCAAGCUGCUGUACCGAAUGAGCCAGCCGCUGCCCGGCUGGCUGAGAGAAGAGCUGGUCAACUCCAGGUAGCAGGACCCCCCCAGGGGGGGAGAGGCGAAUUCAGCCCCCCGUCACCCCCCAUCCGGGGUGGGACACUCCCCUCUGCCAGCCGCUGCCGCUGCUGCGUCCAACCAGGACCGGAGAGAGAGGGGCGGGGGGGCAGAGUGGGCGGGGCCUGUGCCAAUAUAGACCUCAGUAUUGGACCUCACCAGGACCUCUGGCUGGGCUUGGUUUCCAGGACAACCAUACAGGGAAGAGGAGAAGAGAUGGGGCUGGGGGCACCACGUACCCCACCCCGACAGCCCCCCAUGGGGUGGGGCUGGGGGCACCACAUACCCCACCCCGACAGCCCCCCAUGGGGCGUAACUGGGCCCAGUUUGACUGGGGUACAGACAGUGCACAAGAGGGCAAAAUACCCAUAAUGCCCCUCCGUGCACAUGAUCGUGCACACACUUACACAUACACACACACACACAAACACACACUGACUCACGUACACUCACACACACACUGACUCACGUACACUCACACUGACACACACACACUCACACACACACUCACUCACGUACCUACACACACACACACACUCACACACUCAUGUACACACUCAGUCACACAAACCCACACUACGUUGCUUUUGGGAGCACAGUGGACAGGGACGAUGUUGUCUGCUCGGUGCCAGUUGUUAAGCACUCAAACACUCAGCGUUAAUGGACGUUCAGGUGCCACAGAGGAGUCAUUCCCCAUUAACAUGGACUAUUAAGCAGUUCUUUUUUCCCCACUUUUAUUUUUAUUUUUUGUUUUGGGGGUGUUUUCUUUUUUCCAUUUUUGUUCCUGUUUUUUGUGGCUGUGACCAUUUCACGGUUGCAGGUUGUCGUACCUCUGAGUAUUGCGUUGCCAACUGAGUUGGGUAGCUCUGCUUAAAAAUCCGUUUGAAAAGGUGUGAAACAUUUGAUGUUUUGUUAUUUUUUUAAUUUGGAGGAAACGGUAAAGUUUUUUGCAACGUCAGCACACAAGGAAGUGCGAUGCAGUAUGCAGAAGUGGGCCUUAGGUGGGGGGGGGGGGGAAAUAAUAUUUUUUUCGGUUAACCAUCGAAUGCAAGAGAGAAAUGAAUUGUAGGCUAAUGCAGCAAAGAGAGAUUGUGCAACCUCCGCCCCGACAGCCUAAUCCUGCGGCCCCUCGCUGCUCCCCGGACGUCUCCUCGUGGUGUUCCGAUGCCGUCGUGCGGAGGCGUUCGGAUUUCCGUUCGCCCUUCACCUGCUUUGUUACCCGGGAAUGCUGUACGCGCGCGGGCGGCGUCUGACAUCCUGCGUCGCUUUUGAAUGAACGCACACGCCCUCUGCCUCUCGGGUCUCCUGUAUAAAACUAGCAUUUGAAUGACAGACAGACGGACAGAUGGACACAGGCAGGCAGCCAGACAGACAGCACGUGAGCACGUCUGUAUGCUGAUUGGUCAGGAGUGUCAGCUGCUGCGUUCUAUGCUUAGGCGAAGGGAGUUGAGUAGAUUUGGGAGAGAGGGUAGGGGGUCCUGGACAGGGGAACCAUCCUGGGCCAAAAUAAACGCUUAAACCCUUUCCUGUUAAAUCAAGAAUACGCAUUUAUUUUAUUUACAUUUUUAAAUAAAGGUUCAGCUAAGCUGGUCACUCUCCUGCAGUCUGGAGUGAAUGGCUGCUGUUGUGCUUUUGGGCUAAAUCCUGCCUUGUGACUUGUCUCUUGGUGUUCAUGAUGUCAUUUCCCAUUUUAGGACAAAAACAGCUGCUGCAAUCUGAAAGCAGCCGUUUUCUCUUGUUGAAAGUGUGUGUCUCUGUAGGUCCCAGUGCGUCAUUGAAUGUGUUGUCAAAGUGUCUGACAUUCUGAUGUUAAGUACUGCUGUCACUGAUGGCUGUGAGCUAGGCUUCUUGAUUUUUCACUGGUUCUGUAAACCAGACCUGGCGAAGAAUUAAAUUAACUGUAAACGUGCCGGUUUCUCACAAUCCCUGGAUUUUUAAUGAUUCAUAAUGGGAAACCAAAGCAACUCAUAACAUGCUUUUUUAAAACUACCAGAUUGUAACUUCGCAUGAUAUUUGUCUAAAGUGGCAACACUGAAGAAGAAAAACCGUACAAACCCUGGGCUGUUUGCUAUGAUUAAUGCAUUUCCUGGUAAUUCAUUUUAUAAGCUGCCGAGCCAAAAACACAAACUCGCGGGACCGUAAUGAGGUACUGUUUCCAUAAAGAUAUCAGCAGGAUUUUGCGCAGCUUUGGGAGUUGCUAUUAAAUUCAGGUAAUGGUUCCAAAUUGCCAUCCAAAUUUGUUUGCGGGUGCGUGCGUGCGCUGGUCCGUGAAAGAGGCAGCUCGAACCGGAGCGCUCCUGUCUGACGAGGUUACCGUUGACUGAGCACAGAUGUUUCCCAGCAUGCUCUCUGUCUAGCGGCCUCUUGUCGCGUUUAUCACACCCUCUGAGGACGUAGCCUCGUAGCUCCAGUGCGGGUGAUUGCCACAAGCCUUCUCCUGGCGUUGGUUUUUCUCACGGUGACGAACUCAACAAGCCUUCCUGUGACAUCCUGUUUCAUCCCUUCCCUCCAGUGCUCGAGCUGCGCUGGUAAUAGAGUGCAUUUAAGAUGCUCUUUAAAAAGGAGACCAACUGGAUCUAUCUCUUUUUCUCACUCUCUCUCAUGCUCUCUCUCUCUCUUUAAAAGACUUCUUUGGAGAAAAUUGUUUUUCAAUAGAAGGUGGCUUCGCUCUUCGGUCUGUCACCGUCUCUAUGAAUUAUUCAUCGUCGCUCCUUGCGGUUCAACCUCGUUGAAAGGGCUCAAUUAAGAAAGAGCUACACUUGUUCUACAAAGAUGUAGGCGAAAUGAAAAGAGGUUUUAAUUGGAUUUCUAGCUGUGAGAAGUUUGCGAGAGGUAACGCUCUAACAGAAAACUCUGCGAGAGUUAGAUCUUUUUUGAACCACUUAGUCCUGAGAAUGAAGCAUCCUGAUCUUUUUUUUCUCCAUCCUCCCCCCACCCCCCACUGUUUGCCCAGGAGGCACAAAAUCACAUUAUUUACGCCAAGAUAAGACUGCACAUUGUGUCCUAAAACAUCUGGAAGCAAAACCUCUCUUUGCUGCAUUAGUGAACUGAUAUGUUCCUGCAUUCUUAUCCCAUUUGGAUUAUGAUCUCGUUUGUCCUAACAGUCGGUCGGUGGUUUGAAAAGCACAUGCGUUUAAAGGGGUAAUUCAGUUUCUGAGGUUAUUUGAUAUUAUUUCAGUUUUUUUAGUGCGUGUUUCCUUGGGGGCACAGACAGUUUCUGUGCACAGUGAAGAAUUUUUGAACGGUAUACACGGACGUUUCUGACUGCUCUACAUUUCCAGUUAUCAGGGAAUUUAAUGUGGUUUGUGGUCUAAAGCAAGAAAAUACACUUCCAAGUAACUAAAAUGUUUAACACAAUUUUAUUAUGUUAUAUUCAAAGUCAUGAACAUAAGUAUCAGUUUUUGUAUUGUGCUGGUGCUUCUAUAUUUGACUGCAGCAGUUGGGUUGGAUUGUGUCGUAAGAAAUGAGCUUAGCGAUCUUUUGGAAGAAUAAUUGGGUAAAAACAGACGUACUACAACCUCUGGAGGCAUAAUGUGGCUGUGCAUGCUGCUUUUUAGUUGUAUUUUCCUGCUUUAGACUAUGAACACCAAACGUCCCUAUACCUUCACUGUAAGGCCGACAGGUUGGGGGAUGUAUUGUAUCUAAAAUGUCCUUAACUCAACACAAAAGCCGUUGGUGGGCCUAGCAAAAAAAAAAAAAAAAAAACGCGCACUAAAACUAAAGUAAUUUUGACAAACAGAACCACAGAAAAUGAACUUUCAAUUUAGUAUUUGUGUUACUUGACACAAGAAAAGUCAGGGUAAACUUUCUUUGCGACUGCUCCAGGAAAGGUUUCAAACUUCAGCCCUCCUGGGUCAGGGAGAGGUUUGGCAGCGGGAUUUUUAAAAAGCAGCAAAUGGAUUUCUGAGUUUGCUUUUAUUCUUAUUUUUUUAAAGGUUCCUCGGGAGGUGAUGGAAAGCCUCUCUCUUUGUAAAAGGUACGGAUUUCAACUGUGACGCAACUGUGACCUGUAUUCCAAUUUUUAGUAGGCGACGACUCAGUUUAGCGACGGGGUGUAUCGGAACAAACAAAAAACGCUGCUCUCGUUUCAGUAGGAAUUUUGAAAGUGUGAUCGUCCACAUUUUUUUAAAACUGUCCCGUCUCUUACGUAUCCUUUCUAACUUAUUGAUUGUCACUGUUGAGGGUGCCGUUCAUAGACAUACAUGCAGAAUGUACACGUGACGCCCGAGACGCGUUUCUGCCCUGUUCGCAAUGCAAUAUAAAGAUUUCUUACGGACUGAAAAUAAGCUAUCUGUGAUGCUCUGACCUGCACUCAGUGAGUUUGAGUAGAGCAGCGUUGUGCGUUAAGGGUAAACAUGUUUUGAUUCCCUUUGUAAAGUGCUUGAAUGAACAUUUAAUUUUGAGGCUGCGCAUUCGGGCGGCUGCCGCAAGAUGUGGACGGUGCGGAAUUCCGCCACUGUCCGCCUAUAGACAUGCAACUCGGAGUGUGAAAUUAUUUCUUAAACCAGUAGGUACUGCAGUCCCAGGAUUACUGAGAAAUUACAUCACACAGCAGGGGGCCGGAAUUGCCCCUUCCAAUUUCUUCUUGCAGCUUUUCCAGAACAGAUUCUCUCGUUUAUGCGCAUCUAAAUUCUUUCUUCUCUUAUUUUGAGACACAUGGGGCUGCUUUAAGACAGUCCAGAUCAAGGGUUUUUUUAAAUAAGAAAAUGAAAUCUUUUAUUACUGCAGACAUCUACUGCAAAAAAAAAAAAAAAAAACCUCACUGUAGAGUGCUUUCAUCCUGCUACUUAGGACUAGGAAUUGGGGGUGGGGUUUGGGUUUUUUUGCAUGGUGAGGCUGUGUGUUUUAAAAUACUGGGAAUAGGUAAGGGAGUGGUACGGGAGUGUUUUUCCAAAUUCGCAUUUUUUUUGGCCUAUUGAAAUUGCAGUUCUAAAAACAGGAGGGUCCAAUAGAGGAGAGCUUCGCCUGUGUCCACAGCGUCACCCUGCAACUCUUUCUGCUCCCGGGAUAACCGCCCCCGCCCGCACCCCCACCUCCAGAACUCAAAGUCCUGGUGAUGUUGACACUGCCAGCUUUUCUGUUCUCUGAGGUCCUGUAUUUUAAUGUUGAGUAUUAAUAAUAAAGAAUGAGAAUUAUUAAUAACCGUAACGAUGGUAGUAAUCACCUGGACUGUACAAUCAAAGACUGUAAUUGUUAAUAAUUUUUAUUGUGUAACUAAUAUUUUUGUGAUUUUAAUUUACAAAUAAAAAUACCACUGUCUUUUUA
Anguilla rostrata (American eel) is the source of this 9919-nucleotide messenger RNA. It is a transcript of the gene ndst1a, whose product is annotated as N-deacetylase/N-sulfotransferase (heparan glucosaminyl) 1a. The record is from RefSeq and is a predicted model, not a curated record. The transcript is spliced from 16 exons. The coding region runs from base 1977 to 4634 and encodes 885 amino acids. Gene Ontology annotation, molecular function: heparan sulfate N-sulfotransferase activity; deacetylase activity. Gene Ontology annotation, cellular component: Golgi apparatus. Lineage: Eukaryota; Metazoa; Chordata; Actinopteri; Anguilliformes; Anguillidae.